Ectocarpus sp. CCAP 1310/34 is the source of this 741-nucleotide messenger RNA. The record is from the annotation of a GenBank genome assembly. Lineage: Eukaryota; Phaeophyceae; Ectocarpales; Ectocarpaceae.
AUGCGUGCCGGAGCUUCGGCCCACGAGCUGGCCACCGUAUCUCGCCUUCAACCCGACCAUAGUGUCCGCGCCAAGGCAAUGACUGGGAUUGGUCAACUCCGGACGCUACAGCUGGAGGCAUGCCGACUGCAGCUGGAAAAGGCGGUACGCUCCGUGGCAUGCACAUCGACAUCGUUGACACAAGCCAUGCAGAGGAUACCACCUACGGCGAACGCAGAGUCUCAACACGCCCGCCGGGCUCAAGACGCCCGCCGGGCUCAAGCGAUCAACCGCGCUAAGACCCUUGAAGCAACCACUAGCCAAAAGUACAGGCAGGGUAAGAGCACCCUCCUGGCCGCGGUUCAAGAAGCCGUUGCCGCGCGUGCAAUGGCCGCGGGCGCGGCGGCAAGGGUCCAAGAAGGGAUCAAUGAAUGCAGGACCGUGGCGAGCAUCUCCUUGGGCAGCGUGCGGCAACAGCACGAAGAACACGUGGAGACGAGCAUGAAGCACCUCCUGCACCUCGACGAAACCAUGAAAGGAAUUUCCCAAAUGGUGAGAUACUUCACGUUGUAUACAUCCAAAAAGCAGGAGGUGGAAAUCGUGAUGGCCGUGGCUGCGGACCCCGGCCUCUCUGGUGGGGUGACGAAGUACCACAAAUGCCCGAACGGUCACGUGUACGGUGUGGGAGACUGUGGUGCGCUGAACGGGCGCGGGAUCUGCCCGGAGUGCGGACUUGCGAUCGGCGGCCCAGGUUAUCAUUGA